Penicillium antarcticum is the source of this 1170-nucleotide messenger RNA. RefSeq lists its product as uncharacterized. The transcript has a single exon. Lineage: Eukaryota; Fungi; Ascomycota; Eurotiomycetes; Eurotiales; Aspergillaceae. Bases 1 to 1170 code for a protein of 389 amino acids. The record is from RefSeq and is a predicted model, not a curated record.
AUGAGGAGUUGCCUUUUUCCUACUCUCGCGGUCGAACUUGUUGAGUUGAUUGCCAGUCACCUUGAAGGCGAUGCCUUACUAGACCUCCGUUUGGUCUGUCGCGAAAUACAAAAAAAGACCUUUCAUCACUUUGCGCGGCGCUUCUUCUCGUCUAUCAAGACCGACCUGUCUGAUGACAGUCUACGUCGUAUAAAUGCCCUUUCUCUGCAUCCUGAGCUACGCCCUUAUGUGCACGGCUUAGCUUUCAUGCUUCACAAUGGUGUCGGUCACGGCCUAGUUUGGGAACGACAUCCAUGGGGUCCAUUAUCAGCACCCUUGGAGGUUGAGGCCAUUCGCUCCCUGCGCGACAACCUGAUUCAUAAUUUGGCUAAUUGCCGAUCUUUCUUUAUCUUUUGUCGAUAUCCAGAGGGCCAUCCGGACAUGAGCCAUGUCACCAUCACUGAUGCUGUCGCGGUUUUCUUUGCCCUGGUUGUCGAUGCUCGUCUACCUGUUUCAUCCUUCCAUCUUAUAUACGCGAACAAAUACUCGCGCACUUUAAUUAUGGAUAUGCGCCGCUUACCGAAGCUUCUCUACCGUCAGCCAGAGUUUAAACUUGUCUGGGGCAAUUUGCAGAAGCUGUCUUUGGAGCAGUACCUCACCUUGGACAACUUUGGAUUUUUGCUCGAGCUGGUUCUUAGUGCUCCAAAUCUUCAAACUCUUCUUUUAAAUCUUGGCUCGCAUGAUUUGGCCUCUGAAUUCAUGCAUGAACUUGCAGAGACUGCCAAUUUCUCCCAGCUGCGCGAGCUCGCAUUAUUUCGAACAUGUCUGCGGGCUCCAGAUCUUGAUAAGUUACUCGGCACUGCUCGUGAGAAUCUUAGUGCACUGACACUAUAUCAUGUCUCAUUGGCUCCGGGUAGCAAUUGGACAACCUUUUUGAAGAAGCUUAGUACGGGCUUUUUGGCUUUGCAAAGUAUCUCACUUUACUAUCUGUGGGCCAGCACACCAGCUAAAGGGCUUUUGACAUUUCCAGAUCUUCGAAAAACACCUUCACUCUGUUCUACGAGCGGUCAGAGUCUUCAUAUGUUUUAUUCUGAGGAUUUGAAAAGUCCUACUGUUCUUGGAAUUGAGUAUUCUGGAUCAAAGGUGCCACAUGUGUUGAGUUUGUUACAAACAAUCACUGAGACCUCUUGA